Messenger RNA from Drosophila nasuta, 2043 nucleotides. It is a transcript of the gene ppk26, whose product is annotated as pickpocket 26. Gene Ontology annotation, biological process: sodium ion transmembrane transport. Gene Ontology annotation, cellular component: plasma membrane. Lineage: Eukaryota; Metazoa; Arthropoda; Insecta; Diptera; Drosophilidae. The coding region runs from base 61 to 1863 and encodes 600 amino acids. Gene Ontology annotation, molecular function: ligand-gated sodium channel activity. The record is from RefSeq and is a predicted model, not a curated record. The transcript has 6 exons.
AGUUCAAGCUCGUCGGAUCGCAAAAGCGCGUUGUGUGUCGUCGUCGUUGUCGUCGUCGCAAUGUCAUCGUACAGCACGGAGCCACAGAUGCCCAUCGUGGAUCUGGAGGUGCCGCCCAAGCAAUUCAAUCCUGUCUCGUUGGCCACGUCGAAUCAAUGGAAGCGAGCAGCGCUCAUGGCCAAAUCGGCUUCGGCCUGCCGCGAAUCGGAUGACAGCGAGGAUGAAGUGGAUACCAAGCAGCAGAUCAAGUAUGGCAGCGGCUUCCAGGCUGCCAUGGCCAUCAUCCAUGAGUACUGUGACUACAGCACUAUUCAUGGUAUACGUUAUCUUGGCGAGAAGAAACGUCCGUGGUUGGAGCGUUUAUUCUGGGUUAGCGUUUUUUUGCUUUCCAUUUGCACGUGCUUCAAGCUGACGAUGAACAUUUGGGACAAGUGGAACAACAAUCCGGUGAUUGUCAGUUUCGCCGAGAAGUCUACACCAGUGUGGGAGAUUCCCUUUCCCUCGGUCACAGUCUGCUCGGAGACUAAGUCCAGACAGCGUGCGUUCAAUUUCACCGACAAGUACUGGCAGAUUCGAGAUUUUAAGAACAAUGUCACUGGAGUUAUAAAUUUUACUGACGAGGAAAAAGCUACGUUUGGAUCCGUAACGCAAGUGUGCGACGCUCAUCUGCAUGACAUAAAAUAUGGCUUCGAUCUAAGACGAGGUAUUGAAAUUAUCGAUGAACUGAGCGCAUUAGCGCCUAGUUUCGAAGAGAGUUUUCUGGACUGCAAGUGGCGCAAUAAUCCCAUCAAGUGCAACGAAAUCUUUCAUAAAUAUGUCACGGAUGAAGGAGUUUGCUACAGCUUCAAUUCGUUGAGUCCAGCUGAAAUAUUUCGUGCCGAAGGCAUUAUACCCGAUAUUAUAUUCCGUGAGGACAAUCGCAUGAACUCCGAAUGGUCUGUGGAGAGUGGCUACAACAUUAAUGCCAAGACUGAAACUUAUCCGAAUCGUGUGCUGGGUCCUGGUGCCAAGGCCGGUUUAUAUUUGUUCCUGGGUGGCAUGGAACUGGAUUUCGAUGAUAUGUGCCGUGGUCCAGUGCAGGGUUUUAAAAUAUUGCUGCACACACCGGGUGAAGUGCCACAGGUGGCCAAACAAUACUUCCGCAUACCCUUCGAUCAGGAAGUGCUGAUCUCCAUACGACCAAAGAUUAUCACCACCUCUGAUGGCCUGAAGUACUACGAGCCACAAAGGCGUCAAUGCUACUUCCAGGAUGAGCGACAUUUGCGUUACUUUAACAUCUACUCGCAGAGCAACUGUGAGCUGGAAUGUUUGGCCAACUAUACGCUAAAAGUCUGCGAAUGUGUCAAGUUCUCCAUGCCGCGCAACAUGAACGCCCCGGUUUGCGGAGCUGGUAGAUUGCAGUGCUACAACGAUGCAGAGGACGAGCUGUUGCUCAAGGAAUUCCAACAGGGCAUGUCUCAAGAUGGAGAGAAUACUCGUGCCGAAACCGAUUGCAAUUGUUUGCCCUCAUGCACUUCGAUUGCUUAUGAGGCGGAAAUAUCUCAGGCUGAUUUCGACUACAAGACAGUGGCGAGACAGAAUCCGAAUGGACAACAGCAGCAGCAAAAGCAAGAGGGCAUGAAAAUGUCGCGUGUAUCAAUCUCCUUCAAGGAGGCACAAUUCCUUACCUCACGCCGCUCGGAACUUUAUGGUACCACCGACUUUCUGGCCAAUUGUGGCGGUCUGUUGGGUCUCUUCAUGGGUGUCUCCACGUUGAGUAUUGUGGAGUUGGUUUAUUUCUGUACUGUGCGUUUGAUAUCCAAUUUGCGUAUGCGUCGCAAGACACGUAGGGAAUUGUCUCUGGCCGCCAACAAGGAGGCUUAACUAUGCAAAAAAAAAGAAAAGAAAAAGAAACUGGAAAACGAAGACUGCCGCUUUAUCAAUUAACAAUCAGUGGCAAAUGAAAAGGAUUCUCAGUCUUUAGUGUACUCUAAAUAUGUAAUGUUUAAACUGCAAACAAUGAAAAUAAAUGUGUGUGUACUCUCGCUCUCUCUGUAUCGCACA